This is a messenger RNA of Sinocyclocheilus anshuiensis, 1673 nucleotides long. RefSeq names its product D-threo-3-hydroxyaspartate dehydratase-like. The coding region runs from base 88 to 1206 and encodes 372 amino acids. The record is from RefSeq and is a predicted model, not a curated record. NCBI's taxonomy places the organism in Eukaryota, Metazoa, Chordata, Actinopteri, Cypriniformes, Cyprinidae. The transcript is spliced from 8 exons. Gene Ontology annotation, molecular function: D-serine ammonia-lyase activity. Gene Ontology annotation, biological process: D-serine catabolic process.
CUCGUCUUGUGUCGCUGUGCUGAUUCUGGCUUCACACGCUCGCUCUCAUUGAGCAGUAUUUGAUCCGCUGCUUUAUGUUUUUCGAUAAUGGCUGCUGUUGAAUUCAUCAAAGACCUUUGUACUCCAGCGCUGAUCAUUGACCUGGAUAAAGCGAAAAGAAACGCUGAAGGCAUGCUGGAGCGCUUCCACAAACUAGGGGUCCAGCUCCGACCUCACAUGAAAACACACAAAACACUGGAAUGUGCGGACAUCAUGACAGGAGGCUCUCGUCGUUGUAUUGUUGUGUCUACUCUAGCUGAGGCAUCAUUCUAUGCUGAUAACGGCUAUGACGAUAUACUUUAUGCAUACCCUCUGCCAUUUGAUAAAGUGGAGCGCUGUGCCGAGCUGUCCGAGAGACUUUCUCUAUUCCACGUCGUGGUGGACAACCGCCUCGCCCUGCAGGAACUGAAGAAGAGACCUCUGAAACAGGGAAAAGUCUGGAAGGUGUGGAUGAAACUGGAUUGUGACAAUGGGAGAGCGGGCGUUCCUCAUUGUGACCCUGCUGCACUACAGCUUGCCCUGGAGAUCUGGGAUACUUCAGGGGUGGAGCUGACGGGAAUUUACGCCCACUGCGGGAACACCUACGCCUGUCAGGGGGAGGAGCAAAUCAAAGCUGUUGCUCAGGAAACCACUACGGUUGUGCUACAGUUCAUGGAGAAGUUGAAGGCUGCUGGAAUACAAGGUGUCAAAUCCAGCAUUGGCUCCACCCCUUCCUGUAGCCACCCAGUCCCAGACAUAGCCAUGUUGAGUGAGGUGCAUCCUGGGAACUACAUAUUUUAUGAUGUGCAGCAGUCCCUCAUCGGGUCCUGUAGACUUGAGGAUGUUGCAGUACGGGUGCUGACGCGGGUCAUAGGCCACUACCCACACAGGAACCAGUUACUUGUAGAUUGUGGGUGGACAGCACUGAGUCAUGACGGUGGGGGGCGCUUACCUACAGGAUACGCUAUCAUCGAAGGACACCCAGAACUCAAACUCCUGUCUAUGACUCAGGAACACGGCAGGGUGGAGCCAAUCUCUGGAAAACUGGACUUCAAGCAGUUCCCACUGGGGUCACUCCUCACACUCAUGCCUUACCAUGCUUGUGCUACAGCUAUGAUGCAUCCAGUUUAUUUUGUCCAUUCUAAAGGGAAGAUUAUAGACACCUGGAAACCCACCCGAGGCUGGUAACAAUCUUUAUCAGAGGGACUCCGCUGGUACAGCUGGGGACUGUGGAUGAAAAUGUUUCGGACUUGUAACAACUGUGGAUUUGCUGUUCUAAUAGGCAGGUGACUAUUAGAAGCCCACCUUAAGAGCAUUUUCAUCUGGAUCCAAGUGGGUUGGAGGCAUUGCAGUUCUUUCCUUGAGAAGCAUUGUUGAAAAUUUAAUAUUUUAGUGAUACAGCUUUUAUGUAAACUGGAAGGCUCACACUGGACUUAAAAUUUGCAAUCUUCUUUAAAAAAAAUAUUUUUUUCUCUGCUUCUUUCAUCAGUUAAAACACCAACAUUCUCUUUACACUUCAAGGGCUAUGAAAUUUCUUCUUUGUAUCUGACUGAACUUGCAUGCAGUGCUUGGAAACAGUUUUGGAAAGAUCUGAAGUUCGGAAUUUUUAUGAGAUAUUAACAACAUGUACCUCCGUCUGUAAUAAAACCAUUUGC